This is a messenger RNA of Candidozyma auris, 3066 nucleotides long. RefSeq lists its product as uncharacterized. Lineage: Eukaryota; Fungi; Ascomycota; Pichiomycetes; Serinales; Metschnikowiaceae. Gene Ontology annotation, biological process: DNA-templated transcription; regulation of DNA-templated transcription. The transcript has a single exon. The coding region runs from base 1 to 3066 and encodes 1021 amino acids. Gene Ontology annotation, molecular function: DNA-binding transcription factor activity, RNA polymerase II-specific; DNA binding; zinc ion binding. The record is from RefSeq and is a predicted model, not a curated record.
AUGGACCAACACCCAGCCGCCACGCGCAAGUGCAGAGGCCUGGAGGUGAAGGUGCUUGACGAUGGCACCGUGAUGAAGCUCCAGAAACUGAGGCAGCGGCGCAUCCUCAGCUGUGUCCACUGCCACUCGAAAAAAAUCAAGUGUUCCAGGGCCCACCCGGUGUGUAACAACUGCUCCAAGUUGGGAAUCUCGUGCAAAUACUUUGCCAAUGAGAGGGUGUCGAAGGGCGGCAAGAAGAGGAGGAAGAGUGUGAGGGCCGAAGAUGCUCUGAAACAGAAAAAGUCAAAGACUGAUCUGCUGUCUGGCCAUUCGUCGGUAGCCAUGUCUACCAGACCGCUGUCGGAACUGAGUGAAUCGGUCAAGCUGGCUGACAACUCUGUAGGUCAGGAGUUGGGCCUGUCUCACUCUUCCCACUCAGAAUAUGAUAAGGAGGACAACGAGGCCGACCUACAGCACCUGCUGAAGAAGCAGUCAGAAUUCUUGCAGCACGACUCUCCACUGAGCUACCUUCAACUAGGGCUCAAUCUCUACAGGCAUGGCCAGGCACAGGGCUUGUCUCCCGAGAUGGCCACGCCCAAUAUCUUGCAAACGCCGAUCUUGAACCAGAACAGCAACAACAUCACCAACAAUUUCUUCGGCACAAACUAUGCAAACAAACCUCUGGGCCUGGAUGAGUUGCAGAAUUCGAACGGUCCGCCUGAGGAGUACACUUUCAACUUGAGCUCGUUUGCGUUUGCCAAUGUUGAUAUGCUCAAUGCGAAGACGCUGCCGCUCACAGAUAAGGCCGAUGAAGGGAGGCCAGGAAGCGAACUACAAAGCAGAGUCAACUCGACCACAAACCUCACCAACUUGUAUAAGAACUCUGUUUCUACUGGAGGAGCCACCCUGAAAAACUUCCUUGAUGCACCCUCUGAAUCGGCUGGGCCUGUUUCGUUUACUGCUCAAAGGAAUUCGCAACCAAACAACCCAGGGCUCCACAACUCCCUCAAUGCCUACUCCUCCAACCCAGCGACCACGGUCAAUUAUUUAUACGGCACGAACACUUAUUAUGACAAUGACAACUUGUUUGCCGACCUCCUUACGCAUUUACCCAACUCACGAGCUCGCUCCUUUGAGCUUUUAGAGCGCUACAUCAACUCGGUCCAUAUUUUGCUCCCUAUCUUGGUCAAUUUGAAUGAGUUCAUCAAGGAACACGAAAAGUACUGGGACUUGUACGAUCCAUAUAAGAACAUGUCUGUUUCAUCCCCGGGCUCCUCGCUUCAUUCAUCUUCCGAUAGCCCAAGUGCCAAAGACUUCAAUUUAUUGCAGUUCUACACCUUAUACUUCCCUGUGCUUUAUGCAUCCACCAUCUCUGAGUUUGAAGAGUACGAUAACCUUCUUCUCAAUCAGGACAUCAACAAGUACUUAAAAGGAUUCAACAAAAUCUGCCAAUACUACAAUUAUCCUCAUGGCAUCAAAACUAUGCCUUUGUUGCUUGGAAACGUCAUCAUUCAGUCCACAUCUCCCAAUCCCUCAACAAUGGAAAUGUCUCAAAUCAUUCGUUACGCCAAGUUCAUGCAGCUACAUAAGGAUCCCAUCAUCUCACUCCGAAUUCAGGAUUGGAAAGUCGUCAAAUUCAGAAGGCUUCUUUGGUGGGUCAUCUUUGGUCUUGACGCCUUGAGCAGUCACAACUUUUGUUUGCCCCCAGUUUGCAAAUUUGACGAUUUCAAUGUAGUCAUGCCUGACGAUGAGGACCCGGUACUUGACGAGGACGGUAUGGUUGUGAGAAAGAAUUUGAACGUCACCAUCCUUGCACUAUUAGUUAAAUUUAAGUUUGAUAGGAUCUUGAGUGAGCUUGUGUAUCAGCUUCACAACGGACUCUCAACAAACAUCACUCCAGAGGAGACGGAAGAAAUCAAACGUAUGAUCGUCAAUUUAUUUCACUUCAUCCACAAGUCAAUCAACAAAAUUACCCACUAUUAUCAGGAUCGUCCUCCAAAAACAGUGCAAGAGAUGAACUUACUUCAUUUCAUCAAAAAUCACUCAUGGAGUUUUGUUGACCGAGCAUUAAUGCUUCUUCAUAAGAAGAUUUUACUCAGAAACCCUUCCAGAGCCCUCGAUGAUGGUAGCGUUGGAAACAUAAGGAACGAAAAGGCUCUUACUAAGGAGCGUGAAUCUGCUCUAUCGCUCAGCAAGUAUGAGGACACUUUUGGUAAGAUUCAGGAGGCCAACAUCAUAAGCAAUUUUGACAGCUCAUCCAUUUCCCAGUUGCGCUUCAAUCAGCAUGAGUUGUUUACGUACGAGAACCUCCAGAACAACUUAAUUCCCUCGAUUCUUCACAACUUGAAUGACUUCCUCAAGUAUAAUGAUUUCAUCAAGUUUGGCAAGUUCAACUGGUAUGUGAAGCGAACGAUUCCGUUGGACUCAAUAAUCUUGUUGUUUAUCAUCAUGUGUGUCAAGUUCAAGUACGAGUUCAUGACUGUGAACGAGUUGGUGAUUUACGUCAAGCUCAUCAACAAAGCGCUCUUCAUUCUCAAUAGAAAAUAUUUCAAGAACGAGAAGUACAAGAGAAUGUUGUCACUCACAAAUCUCACGUGGGAGUACAUCUUGAAGAAAUACAAUGUGUUCAAAUUGGUGAGUGUGGUGAGCGAUGGAAUGCAAGGGAGAGUCGAGUUCUUUGAUUACCAAGUAAGUGGGUACAUGAAUAUGAGUGAGCUCUUCAACACGAUGGAUGUUCCUCAACCAGCUCUCAUUAGUAACGGAGUCAACUUGGGCACGGUUCAGUAUGAGGGUCAGCAAGGAUUCGAGACGAGCUCAUGGGAGGAAGAGCAGCAGAAGGAGCUGGCAGAACAACGACAGGUGAUGAAUCAGAGCGUGUUUCUGAAUAAAGUUGACCUUAACGAAGGGAAGAGCAUGGCAGAAAUCCAGAGCCAGAGGCAUGAGUUGCUGCAGUUGAACGAAAAGAUCUACUACGACUUGCGCAACAAUUUUGUUGACAUCAACGAUUACUGUACGUUCUACUCUUCGCUUGAAAAUGUUCUUCAUGAGCUCAUGGACUACAUCAACGAGACCACCAAGGGCUUGUAA